Messenger RNA from Paralichthys olivaceus (Japanese flounder), 3305 nucleotides. Lineage: Eukaryota; Metazoa; Chordata; Actinopteri; Pleuronectiformes; Paralichthyidae. The record is from RefSeq and is a predicted model, not a curated record.
AUGAGUGCUCAGCAAAUCCCUGAAGAGAAUGUCAGACAAGUUUUUACAGAGUCGAUGAAGCUGGGGCAUGCUUUCAACCUGGAUACCGACAACGUGCUGCAGAGAAAUGGAGAUGCGGGAAGCCUGUUUGGAUUUUCUGUUGCGUUUCACCAGCAGCUGAGGCCUGCCAGGAAGAACCUAUUGCUGGUCGGAGCUCCAAAAGCAAAACACCAGAACCACGGGAAUGUGACAGGUGUUGUCUACCAAUGUGAUCUGACUACGACGUCCGAGCACUGUCAGCCCAUUGAGUUUAACAGUGAAGAGUUCCUCGAUAGUAAAGACAUAAACGGCCAGUGGAUGGGCGUUAGAGUGACGAGCCAAGGUCCGGGUCAAAAUGUAAUGACUUGUGCUCAUCGAUACCAACAGUGGAGCCCGAGCCCCAGUGAGAACGUCCCUCACCUGGUGACGGGGCAGUGUUACCUUCUAGGAGACAACCUGGAAACUGGGGAGGAAGAGAGGACCUGGAGGAGGGUUGUUUGUGAUGCUGAGCACCUCAUCAGAUGUAGCAAGGACCAGGAGUGGUUUGCGUACUGCCAGCAGGGUCAUGGAGCUUCUUUUGCAAAGGACAACCAGUCGCUGUUGUUUGGGGCCCCCGGUGCUUAUCAGUGGAAAGGGAUCGUACGACUGGAGCUCUUGGACAACCGGGAGAUCUUUAGUGCAGAUCCUCGUGAAACCGGGGAUAUAGACGUCUUUAACCAGAAGCUCAUUCCUCUCCAGAGAAACAGCUACCUGGGAUUCUCCAUUGACUCUGGUAUGACCCUGAUCAGGAAGGGUGAACUGACGAUUGUAUCAGGAGCACCCAGAGGAGGCUUCAGCGGCCAGGUGACAUUUCUCAAAGCGGAUCCUGUAGCUAAGAGAAGUUUGUCUGUGGAGUUGAUCCUCUCUGGUCCUGGCUUGGCUUCCUCCUUUGGUUACGAUGUGGCAGUAGUGGAUUUGAACAAUGAUGGAUGGGAGGACCUCGCUGUAGGAGCACCACAGUUCUAUGUCAAAGAUAGUUUGGUGGGAGGAGCAGUUUACAUCUACAUCAACAACAGAAGCAAAAACUGGGAGGAUGUUGUUCCAACUCAGCUUCUUGGACAUAAAGAAUCCAUGUUCGGCCUCGCAGUGGAAAACAUAGGGGACAUCAAUCAGGACGGUUAUGGAGAUAUUGCUGUGGGAGCACCGUAUGAUGGUUCUGGUCGGGUGUAUCUCUACUGUGGCUCCUCUGAUGGGAUCAACAAAAAGCCAGCGCAGGUCCUCUCAUCAGGAUCCAAAAACAUUCAUCUGUUUGGAUAUUCUCUGUCCGGGAACUUGGAUGUGGAUGACAAUCAGUACCCUGAUCUGGCUGUAGGCUCCCUCUCAGAUUCUGUUUUUAUUUACAGAGCGAGGCCAGUGGUCAGUGUUAGCAGCACUCUACAGGUGCAACCAAGUGAAAUAGACAUAGCAAAGGACCAAUGUGAUAAACGCACAUGUUAUUUUACAGCUCAGGCGUGUUUUACCUACACUGCACAUUCAGCAUUGUUCAACCCCAAACUGAAGCUCAACUUCAGCUUUGAGGGUGACACCGAGAGGAGGAGGGCGAGGCUUCCUCCCAGGGUCGACUUCCUGGGUUCAUCUCAAGGACAACUGGAGCUGCCAGGACAAGGGAGAGAAAUCUGUGUAGACACCAAGCUUCGAAUUCUGCGUGAAAUCAAAGACAGGCUGCACAAUAUCCCCGUCUCCGUCACUGUGUCUCUGUGGAACUCCAGUCACACAACCAGGACUAGUGCAGAUCUGCCCGUUGUUACCCCUGUCCUCAACCUCUACCAGCACAGGAGCACUGUCUCAGAGAUCCUCUUAAUAAACAAGGGCUGUGGCAGCAACAACAUUUGCCAAAGUAACCUGGAGUUAAAAUACAAGUUCUGUUCCAGAAAAACACAAAAUGAUCAGAAUGUUUUCUCGUCACUCGCCAGAGAGGAUGGUGCAGCAGUCAUCACUCCCUCUGUGGAAGACAUAGCCUUGGAAAUAACUGUGACUAACAGAAACGGGGAUGACGCACACCAGAGUCAUUCAAUCAUCAUGCUCCCGGAUACUCUUCAUUACUCCUCUAUUAUCUACGACGCAGCAGCAGAAACACAAAUGAGUUGUACAGCCAAUGACCAAGGAACACGAAUAGACUGUGAGCUUGGAAACCCACUCCAAAGAGAUGCUGAGAUUACUUUUUAUGUCAUACUCACCACGUCCAGGAUUUCACUGAGUACAAAAGACGUUAACAUCACUUUGCAACUUAUCACGACAAGUGUGCAGACCAUUCAACCUGUUGAGGCAGUAGCCAAAGUGGUUUUUGAGCUGAACCUUCAAGUACAUGGACUAGCCAGACCUUCCCAAGUGUCACUUGGUGAAAACGUGAUGGGUGAAAGUGCCAUAAAGACAGUGGAUGAAAUAGGAACCCGGGUUCAAUAUGAGUUUAAGAUAACAAAUCUGGGCAGACCCCUUAAAGAUUUCGCCAACGUGUCACUAAAUAUCUACUGGCCAAAGGAGAACUCUGUAGGAAAAUGGCUUCUGUACUUGACUCAGAUCACCAGUGAAGGAGUCCAGUCCGUGUCCUGCUCCCCUGCAGAAGAAAUCAAUCCACUGAAACAUGUAAAGGGUUGGCUCGACCCGCCGAGGAAAAGACGCGAAGCCGAACACGAAGGUGAACCUGAAGCGAUCUCUACUGAUCUGCUCCCAUUUCUGCCAAAAAAAAGGAAAUACAAAACUUUGACCUGCUCAGAUGGACUGAACUGUGUGGAGAUACACUGCCCCCUGCUGGGUCUGGACAGUUCUGCAGUGAUGUUUCUGCAUUCUCACCUCUGGAACACCACUUUGACUGAGGAUUACAGCUCUUUGAACUAUCUUCACAUUGUUGUGGAUGCGACCCUCAGUUUAACCAACUCUCCAGAGAAUAUUGGACUGAAACUAGAGAAGCCCAACACAAAGGUAAAACUGACAGUGUUUCUAGAGAAAGAGACUAAAUUCUUCACCAAAGUUGCCUGGUGGAUAAUCUUCCUCACGGUCGUUGCUCUGCUUCUGUUGCUGGCCUUUGCUGCGUACUUGUUGUGGAAGCAUGAAUGCAUCAACUGUCUUGCACGUAACAAGAAGCCCACUGAACACAAUGAAGAUAUAAACCCAGAGACUGCUCCUCUGAAGGCCUAAAAGAAGAAACCAACGAGGCCCCGAUGCAUCAUGUACCAGGGUCAGUUUUUAAAGGGUACUUAACAAUAUGUUAUAUUACAUAUGGCUUUAAGAGAUAACUUUGAUGCAGACCU